AUUCUAUCCCUCUGUUCACACAGCCUAGAAUUGUGUUGGGUUUUUUUGGCAGCUGCAACACACGGCUGGCUCCUAUUUAAGGGAUUGCAUUUAAGGUUGAAUUGUCUUUUUUAAAAAAUGGAGUUGAUGAUGAAAAUUUUGCCCAGCUACAUGGGAAAGUCUGUCACGCGCUAUGUUGCUUACACAUAUUUAAAACCAUCUUUUGCAUCCUCCCAGCCGAGGAGUCUAGCAAAGCUUCUUUUUUAUUUAUGUUAAAGCCACAACUUUACUGUGGCUUUAAAUUAUUUCAAAUUUUGGGUUUGUGUGUGUAUGUGUGUGUGUGCUAAAGAUCACCUUGGGCUUCUUGACUGGUGGAUAUUUUGCCAAAGCAAGGCAGCCAGGAAUGUUUUCCUUCUUGUUCUGCCCAUGUCCUGAAACUCUUCAAUUCGGAAAGAUGCAAGGAUUCAACUCCGUCGGAGGAACUCUAGCCAUCCAGGUCUCUCCGACCAGCAUCUCCUUGGAUUUUCCCACGACGCCCCUCGGAGGCGAUAAACGGGUUAGAAUCCAGAACUGGAACUUUCAGAACGAUUUGAAAUGAAACAGACCUUUGUCGUCCUUGAAUCCUGACUCCCGAUCCUUGCCUAGUUCCGACGGGACACAGAUGGACGUGCUGCUGACCCCUCGCUUGCAUUCAUAGGCCGAAGGAUGAGAGGUUUGCAGGAAAAAGGCAAACCACGAUAAAAAAAAAUGCAGACUACUUUCCUGCCUUCUCCAAUCCUCUUCAUCGUCCUCUCCACCCUGCAGGGUAAAAGUCUGAUUAACGAUCCAUAUAAAUACGAAUGUGUCCGCCAGAAGAUGCCCUGCCACCCAAAAGCCAUUUGCCAACUGGACAAACUCUCUUUAGAGUUUUAUUGCCGUUGCUUGCCAGGCUACGACGGAGAUGGUGUCCAUCUUUGCCAAGCCCCGGCCUUCCACCUCACUGUUUCUGACGCUUCCCUUUGUGACGAGAUGGGCGAGCAGGUGUGUCUCCUCCACGUGAAAGAGCCGACCGUCACUUUCCGAGUCUCCGUCUCGGCUUCCGCCACCCGCCGUCGGCCCAGCCUGGUCUGGUACAAGUUCUACACUGCGCAGAGCCCGCAGUUCCACAGCUACCGACGGCGUUUGGGAUCUUUUGAAAACAGGACCCUGAGGAUAAUGGUGGGCCGCCACAGCCGUGUCCUGACCCUCCUGUCGAUACAGGAUGACGAUUUUUACCCCAACCUUUUCUGGGUGGAAGUGAGACGCCAUCCCCUGAUCCCCAAAACUCUGGGAAUUGAAGCUUACGAUUUAACCCACUUCCAAACGUUAAACCCUUCUCGACUGAGAUUCUAUUUUGCCCUGGAGGGAACGUCAAUUGAGGUUGGACCCUUUUUGGAAGGCGAUACAGCGGUCCUGCAGUUACACAAGUACCUGCACCUCUCGCCUUCCAGCUUCGUCAAGUGGAUCCAGGAACCCCGUCCACUGACCUUGCUGGAUAACCAAGCCGUGGUCAUCGCCGAGGACGUUGAAAAGAUGGAGAUCAGCGGAUUAACGGAAUCUAACUUUGGUUACAUCCGAGCCCUGGUUUACGAUUUUCACUCUGAGGUCCCUGGACGUGUUUUGGUGGCUGAGAGACUCUUCUUAAUAAAGAAAGACGUCAGCAAAACCUGCCAGGGAAGCCGAGAAGAAAGGGACUGCCGUUGCAAUCCGGGAUUCGAAGGAAGUGGUGUGCAUUGUGUCGACAUCAACGAGUGCCAGAGAAAAACCGCCACACCGUGCCUAGCCGAGGCCAAGUGCCUCAACACCUAUGGAUCGUAUUCCUGCCACUGCCCGCAGGGCUUAGAAGGGGACGGCCUGCUCAGCUGUGUAGACAUCGACGAAUGUACGCGAGGCACCCACGGCUGCAACCAAGACGCGUUGUGUUUGAACACCCUGGGCUCCUACAUUUGUGCCUGCCGCAGUGGCUUUGUGGGGGACGGCUUGCGCUGCACAGCCAAGAGCGCCUGGUCUCCGUGGUCCCCGUGGUCCCCCUGCUCCGUCACUUGUGGCUUCCAAAGCCAGAUGCGCAUCCGCGAGUGCGCUCACGUGGAAAGCGGGAUGCGCUGCCUAGGGCCUUCGUCUGACCUCCGACUCUGCCUCGGCCUGCAUCCUUGCCCUGCGGAUGGCAGGUGGUCUGUGUGGUCCCCCUGGUCACCGUGCCUGGAGACGUGUUCGGGGGUCAAGAAACGGGUCCGGCUCUGUGACAGCCCUCGUCCUUCCAGAGGAGGCCUCCCUUGCGAAGGGGAGAAGGAGCAACUCGGAUUAUGCCACCUGAGCCACUGUGCCGUGGACGGAGCGUGGUCUCCCUGGGCAGCGUGGACACCCUGCCCCGUCUCCUGCGGGUUAGGAGUCGUGCGGCGGUCUCGGCAGUGCAACAAGCCAUCCCCGAAACACGGAGGGAGGAACUGCAGCGGUCACAGCUAUGAAGAAGGCACGUGUGGUUUUCCGGAAGCGCUCUGCAGAUUCCUAACCAAGCCUUCUGGAUCCCUCAUACCUGGCAAACCGAUUCGGUAAAAAUGAAAGCCAGACCCCCAAAAGUAAGCAUUUUGCUCAAAAAACCCCACAAAUAACGUCAGAAAGAAGCCUUGCAGGAAAUCACACCUGGCCUGGAGGAUUACCUGGGAAGAGUCUCAAGGCAUCAAAAUAAAGGGUAGGUUUGCAAGCAGACCUGGGUGCAAAGAACUGCUUUGGAAGAUACUGCUUUUAAAAUUGCCUUUAAUUAAGUGAUAAUCAGCUCCUGGCAUUGUGGGAGGUAUCAUGAAUAGUGGAUGGAUUUCGCCAAGGUUUAGAUGCAAUGUUUUGGAACUGCGAGAGGUUUUCCAGCAGGAUGGGACCUGUAGUUGUGGGGGCAGCAAUCAGAGGCUGAGAAAUGGAUGGUGAAGGUCUUUGGGUACCCCCACCCCAACUAUGAGCAGCAAAAGAUUAAAAACUGGAUGAAGACUGUGAUUAAAAUGUAACGGCCGUUGGAUCAACGCCUUCUUCCUUUUGGACGAGCGGUGCCUGUUUUUUAGUUUUAUUUGCAUCCCUUUUUCCAAGAGAGAUGCCAUUAAAUUCUCCUUCCACUCCUGCAUGUAGUAAGUUAGCUCCUAGAUACCUUUUUUUUUAAAAUGUUUGGAUGAAGUAAUUCCUCAGAAGACUCUUAGGCCUGCUUGAUUUAAAGUUUUGAAAAUAAAAUAAAAUAAUUUGAUUUGGGGCCAGCUUACCUCCACUUGGAUUCUCUGGGCUGUUUUGACUACAUUUACCAUCCUUCAUUUCCCAGUAGGGAACGAUGGGCUGCGGUUGAAAACAGCGUCUCAGCCUUAGCUGCUUAAAGAUGUACAGACUUCAACUGGCUAGGGAAUUCUGGGAGUUUAAAGCCCAAACAUAUUGGCUGGGGGAUUCUGGGAGUCGAAGUCCACCCGUCUUAAUGUUGCUAAGGCUGCCAAAUACUGCUUUUAAAACCCUUGGAAAGAAGAGCGUUAAACAGUGUUCAUACAGUAUUUUGGCGACAGAAGAGUCAGAGAUAUUUCCUUAAGGAACAUGAAAAAAACAAAAUAGCAUGAAGAAAUCCAUUUACACAAAAGGGAUUUCCCCCCCCCCCCUAUAGAGGGGGAAAAAGCCAACAUUUGAAAUACAUUUAUUGUAUUACCAAAAGGGAAAAAAACUUAUAAAAAUAAGAUUUUUUGUUUGUUUGUUUUUUGUUCCUCAAAAAGAUCAUGACAGCAAAGCAAACAUGUUUUGACAAUUUAGGAGAAAAGGGGAACCAAUUCUGUCUGUUUCGUGGCGUCCCAGUCAGAUCCCCUAAACUGAGGCCAGCAUUGUUGUCUGAAUGAUCCCAACAGGGAGAGAGAGAGAGGCAGGCAGACGUCGGCUGAUUAUUUGCUGUGUCCCGAGCCAGACCCCCCCUCCCAAAGCAGGGGUCUUCAGACCUGGACCCUUUUAUGACUCGUGGACUUCAACUCCCAGAAUCUCUCAGCCAGGCGACUAAGCCAUGUCCAUCUUAAAAUAGCUUACACAAACCUUACAACAAUGGUUAAAUACAGUUAUGUACAGUGUAUGUUUGCUCGAGGAGAUGAAAGGGUGAACCUAACUAAUACAAACGUCACUUGGGGUUUCUUGACCGAGUUACAAACAGCUUUUUUUUUCCCCUCCCCACUCCACGUAGCACUGUAGAAAAACAAAACACUUUUUGGCAGUCCGUCAAGGGAAGGAAUGGGGUCCGCGGAGGUUGGUACCCCUCGUUUCUAGAUCCUUUACAACCAAAGGGGGGAAUCGAGGAGCGAUGACCCCCUUUACACUGGAGGAUGCUUAAGGAACGAAACCAGGGCAUCCUCUCCUCGUGGACGCAAAA
Messenger RNA from Crotalus tigris (Tiger rattlesnake), 4366 nucleotides. RefSeq lists its product as uncharacterized. The transcript has 13 exons. The coding region runs from base 727 to 2550 and encodes 607 amino acids. NCBI's taxonomy places the organism in Eukaryota, Metazoa, Chordata, Lepidosauria, Squamata, Viperidae. The record is from RefSeq and is a predicted model, not a curated record. Gene Ontology annotation, molecular function: calcium ion binding.